Maylandia zebra (zebra mbuna) is the source of this 2000-nucleotide messenger RNA. It is a transcript of the gene dnase1l1, whose product is annotated as deoxyribonuclease I-like 1. Lineage: Eukaryota; Metazoa; Chordata; Actinopteri; Cichliformes; Cichlidae. Gene Ontology annotation, molecular function: DNA binding; deoxyribonuclease I activity. Gene Ontology annotation, biological process: DNA catabolic process. Gene Ontology annotation, cellular component: nucleus. The record is from RefSeq and is a predicted model, not a curated record.
UGUAGUUUGACGACCCACAGAAGGAGCGAGCGAAGGAAAAGCCGUCUCAGUGGAGUGUGUGACCUGUAAUCUGCUGCUGUGUGUUUAUGACUACAGAGCUGCACUCUCCUACACACUAAGCUGUGUGUCUGGGUUCAAGACCUGACAGCUGGAGCUCACAUUACAGCAGCUGCUGUUGGCCAUGAGUCUGUCUCUCCUCCUGCUGCUUGCCGUCCUCGUGGAUGUGACCGAUACUAAAGCUGGUUCAGAUUUUAGGAUCUGUGCCUUCAACACACAACACUUUGGUGAAUCCAAGUCGAAGAAGAGUGACGUUAUGGUGACUCUUGCCAGGAUCAUCACACGCUGUGAUGUGUGUUUGCUCCAGGAAGUGAGAGACAGUAGAGGAAAAGCUUUACCACUGCUGCUCGACUCCCUAAAACGGUUUGACACCAAGUAUAAAUAUGAGACUGUGGCCAGCGAGAGACUGGGCAGGUCUGAGACAUACCGGGAGCAGUACGUGUUUGUGUACAGGAAGGAGACGGUGAGGGUCACGGACCAGUAUCAGUACCCUGAUAAUAAACCAGGAGACGUCGACGCUUUCUCCAGAGAGCCAUUUGUUGUCCGCUUCAGAGCGGACCGCACAGCUAUAAAGGAGUUUGUUCUCAUACCUCAGCACACCACGCCCUCCAACACCACCAAGGAGCUCGAUGCCCUCUAUGAUGUUCUACAGCAUGUGAGAAACAUGUGGAAAACUGAGAAUGUGAUGCUUCUUGGAGACUUUAAUGCGGGCUGUGGCUACCUCGCUAAGAAGAACAGGAAGAAUGUGCGCCUAAUCACAGACACGAAUCUUAUUUGGCUCAUCCCAGACGACGCUGACACCACCGUGCGAUCUACCACAUCCUGCCCCUACGACAGGAUUGUUGUGAAUGGGGAAACCUUUCACAGAGCCAUCGUGCCUGCUUCAGCCAAACCGUUUAACUUUCCAGAGGAAUACGGACUGACGGAGGAGCAGGCGCUGGAUGUCAGCGACCAUUACCCGGUAGAGGUCCUGCUAAAGGUCAAGGAUUCCAGAGCCUUUCUUGGGGGCUCAUCUAUUACCAGUGGAAACCAGUUUAUGACUUUGUUUGUCCUAAGCCAUGUUGCCUUUCAAAUAUUGACAAGCCUUUAGUGCGACAGGACAGAAAGACGAGGAGUAAGACAUGCUGCUCACGGCUGCAGGCUCGAUUCAAACACAGGCCUAAAGGCCGUAAACUUUAGUGUGUUCCCAGGAUGAGCGGGGGAGUUUCUAAAUACGAUCGAGGACACGCUAACCUCCUUUCCUUUCUUGUUUCUGAUUGGACAGCCAAAUUGGACUUUUCUGCUCCUGCACACACUAUUAAACUAUCAUUGAUUCCCAUUAUUGUGUCAUGACCAGCUUCUUGAGAUGUCUUCAUGGACAGUUUGCAGAUCAUCAUGUGUCAGACUGGACACUGUGGACGACUGCUCUGUGGGCUUAGAUCCUGCCUGUGUUCUUACCUAGUGUCAGAAUCCUCGGCUGUGCAGCAGAAGACUGUUUGAUGAAUUCUGAGUGAGAAGUUUACAACAGAGGUGCACAGCUUUGGUCUGCGUACAGAGAGCGUCUGUAUGUGCUGCUGCUGCUCUGAUCGUCCACAUGUCAGCCACAGAGACAAAGUGAAAAAAGUGUGAAAACCUGAAAACUGUAACAGCUGAACUUCCUGCUGAACUCCGCUCCUUUCCCAAUCGAUCAGUAUUAGACAGACACAGUGUGUCAUACACGCCGAGCACAACCCAAACAGACAUGCUUCAUUUUUCUUGCUUAAUAUACAAAACAAAGCCUCCCAGUCUUUGUUUUAUUGCAGCUACAAAGCUUGUCGUUUGUUACUCUGACAUGAAAGUGUUGGCACUACAUGAAUCUGAAGUCGUAACUCUGAUAGACCCUCACCAUCAUGUUGUACUGAAGCACACACAGCACCUCACUCUCUCUCUAAAUCACACGUGCAAAAUAAAAUUAAUCAGCACCA